AUGGCAUACAACAGCGAAGAUUCAAGUGAUGAGGAGAGCAUCACCCACCCCACACAAGUUUACCAAAGAAUUUAUGAGAAGGAGGCAGACGACCACUUCCAAGAAAGAAUGGAACUUGAACGUGAAUCAGAGAAACUCGAUCAAGAGUACCAAGAGCUAAUCUCGAAAUAUGGAGGAGAGCCAGGUCCAGAGUCCACUGCGAAAAUGGAUGAGCUUGAUGAAAGAAUGCAAGAUAUAAGCGAGCGUUUGGACGAAGCCAACGAAAGGUGGAUCAACUCAUACUCGGUGGCAAUGUACUAUAAAGAUAAGGAAAGACGUGAUCUAGAGGAAGAUAGCGACUGA
Messenger RNA from Kluyveromyces marxianus DMKU3-1042, 342 nucleotides. RefSeq lists its product as uncharacterized. The record is from RefSeq and is a predicted model, not a curated record. The transcript has a single exon. NCBI's taxonomy places the organism in Eukaryota, Fungi, Ascomycota, Saccharomycetes, Saccharomycetales, Saccharomycetaceae. The coding region runs from base 1 to 342 and encodes 113 amino acids.